AUAUAUAUUAUUUUUUGAUUUAGUUAUAUAAUUUACAUAAUUAUGAAUAUACAUAUUCAUAACUCGAAACAUAAAUACAUAUUCGUACAUCUGAAAAUCAUCGACAAAGACACGUGGGUGUAUUUCACUUCAUAACUUUUUUUUUUAUUAUUAUGGAUUGUUAAUUAAUGUACAUAACAUUUGAUAAUAAUGGCACGUGGUAAAAGAUCAAUUCGCGGUGGGAAAAGGAAAUUUCACCGGUCCGAUGAUCGUCCGAAACCCAAAAAGAGUAAAUUUAACCUAAAAGAGGCUUCGUAUGUCAAAGAUCGUGACAUUAAAAAUAGGGAAAUCGAGAAACGUAGGCAAAUGUUGGAAGAAGAAAAGUUACAACAACGAGACAUAGAAAGCGACAAUUCUGGCGAUGAACAAGAGAAUCCAUUGCAAAACUUAUUAUCCUCUUUUGUAAACACAACUAGUUUACAAAUUACUGCUAUUGAAUCUAAUUCAGAAAGUGAUGAUUUUAGUGAUAAGGAUGACGUUGAGGAGAGUAAUGAAAUUAGAGACAAGCUAACAAUGGAAUCUAACAAUAUGGAUGAGGAGGCAGAUUUACCAAGUGAUAGUGAUGAAAUAAAAAUGAAAGACGCUGAUGAAGAAGAUCCUGAAACUACUCAAGAAGAUGCUGGUUAUUUGAAGGAUCCAUUCUCAAUUCAUCUUCAUGACGAUUUAAGCGAUAAACUUUAUGAAGCAGUUUCUAUUGUUCCACAAACUGUAGAAACACAAAAGAUAAUAUGGCCUGUUUUAGGCAAUCUUACAUGUCAAAUACCAAAAUUUUUAGAUGAUGCUAAAGACACAAUGAAAGAACCUAACGUUUCUGUUUUAGAAUAUAAACAGUUUGCUAAGUGUGGCACUGUUCCUCAAUUAAUUGAUAAUGUAAAUUGGGAUAAAUUAUAUGUUAAGUCUCAAAUUCAUGGCAAUCUUACUCAAGCAAAUUAUUCAAAUACAAAGGAUAAUGCGAAUACAACUCCAUCAUCUAUGACUCCUUUACAAAGGGAGCUAUUUUCAAUAAUAAAUAAUUAUCAAGAUUUAUACUAUCCUGAAAGGACUUUUUCUAAUGCGGAUCAAAUAAGAUUUGUGUACUGCUUACAUAUAAUUAAUCAUGUGUUGAAAACACGAACGAAGAUAUUGCACCAUAAUGCAAAGAUAACAAAAUCAAAAUGUGCAAACAUGACAGAAAUCCCAGAUGAAUAUAGAGAUCAAGGUUUAGUAAGACCAAAAAUUUUAAUAAUCGUUCCUUUUAAGCAUUCAUGUCUAAAAAUUGUUGAAUUAUUAAUAUCUAUUUUAAUUGGAGAAGAUAAAGGUGGUUCUGUAAUGAAUAAGACAAGAUUUAUGGAAGAUUUUAGUGGCAAUGAAUUAGCAAUGUCAAAAAAAAAUCCAAAACCUGAAGAUUAUGAAUUGACAUUUCAAGGAAAUACGGAUGAUACUUUUAAAAUAGGAAUUGCUAUUACGAAAAAGACUUUAAAAUUAUAUUCAGAGUUUUACUCCUCUGACAUAAUAAUUUCAUCUCUACUAGGUUUAAGAAUAUUAAUAGGUGCAGAAGGUGAAGCAGAUAGAGAUUAUGAUUUCUUAGCAUCAAUAGAAUUAUUGAUUCUUGAUCAAGCAGAAUUGUUUUUAAUGCAAAAUUGGGAUCAUAUGAUACAUAUAUUAAAUCAUUUGCAUUUACAACCAAAAGAUUCUCAUGGAACAGAUUUUUCUAGAGUAAGAAGUUGGUGUGUGAAUGGAUGGACUAAAUACUAUAGACAGACGUUAAUAUUUUCAAGCAUUCAUGUGCCUGAAAUUUAUGGAAUAUUUAAUAAGAAAUGUUACAAUUAUGCAGGGAAAGUAAAAAUAAUAAAUCCUAUUUCUCCUGGAUCUAUUUGUCAAGUAGCUGUACAAAUUCCACAAGUGUUUCACAGAUUUGACGCUUCAAGUCAUUCUCAAGCCUUGGAAUAUAGAAUGGAGUUCUUUAUAACAAAGAUACUUCCUCAGUAUAAAGAUAGAAUAAUGAAUCAUACAUUGAUUUUUAUACCAUCUUACUUUGAUUUUGUGAAAUUACGGAAUUAUUUUAAAAAAGAAGAAUAUAGUUUUGUGCAAAUUUGUGAAUAUUCUAAAGAUGCAAAAGUGGCAAGAGCAAGAGAUAUGUUCUUCCAUAGUGAUGCACAUUUUCUCCUAUAUUCAGAAAGAUUUCAUUUUUUCCGUAGAAUAAGAGUAAAAGGUAUAAGGCAUAUUAUAUUUUACGCACCACCAAUCUUUCCUCAGUUUUACGUAGAAAUGUGUAACUUAAUGCAGGAAGCUAAUCAAAAUCCACGUUCAGGUUCUGGAAGUAAUAUGACAAUUACUAUUUUAUAUUGUAAAUAUGAUAUUAUGCAGCUUUCUGCAAUUGUAGGAGCUGAAAGGGUAAAUAAAAUGUUUGGAUCAGAAAAAUCCAUCCACAUGCUUAUGACUGGUGAAUAGGAAAUAAAAAGUACGUCAAAUUCUUUUAUAUAAUAGCAUCGGUAUCGGAUGUUAUCGAUAUUGUGACUGUUAAUAUUAUUAAAUAUGUAAAAAUGUAUCAUUAACGUUUGUAGUUUGCAUUAUUAUUAACAGGAAACAUUUUUAUCUUCAUCGUUUUGUUUAAUUUCUUUAUUAUAUUACUAUACAAUUUUUAAAUGCAUUGAAAUAAAUACAAUCUUAAUUACAAUCAUCCAAA
Bombus terrestris (buff-tailed bumblebee) is the source of this 2704-nucleotide messenger RNA. RefSeq names its product U3 small nucleolar RNA-associated protein 25 homolog. Gene Ontology annotation, molecular function: U3 snoRNA binding; rRNA binding. Bases 190 to 2469 code for a protein of 759 amino acids. NCBI's taxonomy places the organism in Eukaryota, Metazoa, Arthropoda, Insecta, Hymenoptera, Apidae. The record is from RefSeq and is a predicted model, not a curated record. Gene Ontology annotation, biological process: maturation of SSU-rRNA from tricistronic rRNA transcript (SSU-rRNA, 5.8S rRNA, LSU-rRNA). Gene Ontology annotation, cellular component: nucleolus; small-subunit processome. The transcript has a single exon.